This is a messenger RNA of Daphnia magna, 1833 nucleotides long. Its product is annotated as ATP-dependent DNA helicase pif1-like. The record is from RefSeq and is a predicted model, not a curated record. Gene Ontology annotation, molecular function: DNA helicase activity. Lineage: Eukaryota; Metazoa; Arthropoda; Branchiopoda; Diplostraca; Daphniidae. Gene Ontology annotation, biological process: DNA repair; telomere maintenance. The coding region runs from base 1 to 1833 and encodes 610 amino acids. The transcript has a single exon.
AUGGAAGAAGCCGCUGCCUUUGAAAUGCCAGUGCAGUUAAGACAACUUUUUGUCGACAUAUGUUGCCACUGUCGUCCGACGAACGCGCAACUUCUUUUUAAUAACAACCUACAGCAUCUCACUGAAGACUACCAAAGAAAUGGCCAUGGAGAAGAAGUGGCCAAAAAUCUAGCGUUAAAAUGGAUUCAAGAUAAGAUAGUGCAAAAUGGUGAAAAAUAUGAAGAUUUUGAACUACCCAUACCUGAUUUCCAACUAAUUGAUAGACUUAUUUCCGCUGAAAUUGAAGAAAAUGAUGAGAAUGUCCAAAGACAAAAGAAAUUGAGAGGGGAAAUGAUGAUGGCUAAAUUAAAUGUUGGUCAACGAGCGGCAUUUGAUCAAAAAAUGACCGCAAUCAAUGAUGAAAACUCUCCUCAAUCACGUCAAUUCUUCUUAGAUGGUCUUGGUGGAACAGGGAAAACAUUUCUCUACAAUACUCUAAUCAACGUUCUUCAGGGUGAAGGAAAAAAGAUCAUUGCUGUCGCUUCAACUGCAAUCGCUUCAACACUGUUGAUUGAUGGAGCCACUUAUCAUUCUCAGUUUAAAAUUUAUCCGCCCAUCACAGAAACAACCAGAUCGAAAAUAGAAGAACACCACUUCUCGGCGAAAUUGAUAAGGGGUGCCGCACUAAUCAUCGAGGACGAAGCUACUGUUAUGACCAACCACGCUCUCAAUGCGAUUAAGCACGUCACUGAAAAAGUGACUAAGAAUAACAAGCCUUAUGGAAUUAAAGUCCUUCUCCUCGGGGGAGACUUUAGACAAUGUUUGCCAGUAGUCAAACAUGGAAAUCAGGUUAAGGUAGUUGAAGCUACCAUUAAAAACUGCGACAGUUGGUCCACCUUUCGUCACCUUCGUUUAACAGAAAACAUGCGCACCACGGCGGGAAGUCAAGAGUACGCAAAUUGGCUGAUUGAACUGGGAAAUGGGACGUUACCAACAACAGCAAAUUUGAGUUCAGAUGUCGUUGAAAUCCCUCCUGACUUCCUGAUUACCGAAGAAUAUGCUAAGUCUUUGAAUAUCACCGGAGAUGACCAAGAUCAAAGAAUCAAUGCUUUAAUUCAUCACGUGUUCGGUGAUCCAAAGCAUCUAUUGGAUCAAGAUAUCUCUGAAGAAGUUAAUUCCCGUGCGAUAUUAUGCCCCAAGAAUGAUGAAUGUUUGAAGAUAAACAAUGCAAUAAUCAAAAACAUGCCUGGUGAGCAGUGUGUUCAUAAGAGCAUAGACACAAUCACAGGUGAUGAGGAAGAAGUUGCUAAUUUCCCAACAGAAUUCCUCAACACGUUGAAAAUAUCUGGAAUUCCACCUCAUACGUUAAAACUCAAAGUUGGUGCCAUAAUAAUGCUUCUGAAGAAUAUAGACUCAAGACGAGGACUAUGCAACGGAACAAGAUUAGUCAUCAAACAGCUCCGUCAAAACGUUAUCGUUGCAGCAAUUUCUUCUGGAAAAAAUAAAGGACUUUGUGUGUUCAUUCCAAGAAUGAACAUGUCUCCAACAGAUUCAGAUCUGCCGUUCACCUUAAAUAGACUGCAAUUCCCAGUGCUUCUCGCCUUUGCCGUAACCAUAAACAAAUCACAAGGUCAGACGUUCCAUCGUGUUGGCAUUCUUCUUCAAGAACCUGUUUUCAGCCAUGGACAAUUGUACGUUGCCUUUUCCAGAGCGACUUCAAGAGAAGGAGUCAAAGUCGUUUGCAUAGAAGGUGCAAAACAAGGCAAAAUGCUCAACAAAUCUACAACAGUACAAGACCGGGAAAAGGUUUUCACACAUAAUAUUGUGUAUAAAGAAGUUCUUUCAUCAACUUAA